AUGGACGGCGAUGGCACAUUUUUACCUGAUCAGCAGAACAGAUUAAAAGCUCAAAUAAAAAUACUGAAAGAAAGACUUGCUAAAGCAAAUGAAAAACAAAAAAGAUUAAAAAGAGAAUUAUUGGAAGAAGAUAUAUCCUAUUUGGUAGUCACCAAGUUAGCAAACACAUUUACAGAUCCAACCAUAACAGCAAAACGAGACAUUUCUAAUGCUAAGCAAGAUAUUUUCGAUCAAAUGAGACAAGCAGUAAAGAAUAACUGUAUACAAGAAAUGAUCAGUUACCAUCGCUUAUGUGGACGUACCAUAUUCAAUUUUAAAAGGAAUCAUGUGGGAAUAAGAUUAGAAACAUUCUAUGACAGAACAUACAAGGAACCUUAUUAUCUACUGUUCCUGAAAGACGACUUUUCAAAGGUGGACAGACAUACAUUGCCUCCGUUUAUUCCCAUUCACGAAUUAGAAAAGAAAUUCAUGCCGCAUAAUAUUGAGACAUUCAUACGUAUCGUUCAUGACUGUGUACAGGCAUAUGUCACUAGAAGAGAGCAACUAAACGAAAUAAAUAAACUAACAGAAGAAGGCUAUGAUAUCAAGAUUCUAUCGGAAAACAUGUCCAAGUCAGAUGUUGAUAUCAAGGUUCACAUUAGCAGCAGAGUUUUACGUGUAAAUAUCAAAUAUGAAAACAAGACCUCAGCAUACCCGACACAAGUCAACAUUACAGAUGAAAGAGGAAUCAUAGAGUCAACAGAUGAUUACGAAGAACACAUUACAAAGUAUAUUAGCUGA
Rhizopus microsporus ATCC 52813 is the source of this 780-nucleotide messenger RNA. RefSeq lists its product as uncharacterized. Gene Ontology annotation, cellular component: kinetochore; Mis6-Sim4 complex. The record is from RefSeq and is a predicted model, not a curated record. Bases 1 to 780 code for a protein of 259 amino acids. Lineage: Eukaryota; Fungi; Mucoromycota; Mucoromycetes; Mucorales; Rhizopodaceae. The transcript has 5 exons.